This is a messenger RNA of Xiphias gladius (swordfish), 2133 nucleotides long. RefSeq names its product claudin-20. Gene Ontology annotation, cellular component: plasma membrane; bicellular tight junction. Gene Ontology annotation, molecular function: structural molecule activity. NCBI's taxonomy places the organism in Eukaryota, Metazoa, Chordata, Actinopteri, Istiophoriformes, Xiphiidae. Gene Ontology annotation, biological process: cell adhesion; bicellular tight junction assembly. The record is from RefSeq and is a predicted model, not a curated record. Bases 1 to 729 code for a protein of 242 amino acids. The transcript has a single exon.
AUGGCAUCCACGGGCAUGCAGAUAUUUGGAUUUGUCCUAGCGCUGUUGGGCAUCAUGGGUGCUAUGGUGGCCACCGUGCUGCCCAACUGGAAGGUUAGCGCAGAUGUGGGCUCCAACAUCAUCACAGCAAUCUCCCAGAUGCAGGGACUGUGGAUGGACUGCACAUGGUACAGCACAGGCAUGUUCAGCUGCACACUUAAGUAUUCGGUGCUUUCACUACCUGCGUACUUGCAGACUGCCCGCACCACCAUGGUGCUGUGCUGUGUGCUGGCUGCCAUGGGCCUCUGCCUUGCCACCCUAGGACUAAAAUGCACACGUUGGGGGGGUGGACGGCGCUCCAAGCGACACGCUGCAAUUGCCAGUGGAGGCUGCUUUGUCGCUGCAGGCUUUCUGUGUCUGGUGCCUGCUUCCUGGUUUACCAAUGAGGUCAUCACCAACUUCCUGGACUCCAGUGUGCCCGAGAGCAAUAAGUUUGAGCCUGGGGGCGCUGUGUACGUGGCCUUUAUUUCCGCAGGAUUCCUUUUUGUUGGGGGGUCCAUCUUCUGUAUGUCCUGCUCAGGAAAGAGGCAUGGCCCCCAGGACCUGGUCCUGCUCCCUCCCCCUGACAAACUGCUGCUCCAGCAGCAGCAGCAACAGCUGCUCCAGCAGCAGCAGGAGCUCCAGCACCAGUACUGCUCUCUCUCCCCAUUAGACAAUAAGACUGGCUACAGCCUGCAGGACUAUGUGUAAUAAAGCAGCGCCGUGUAUGCUAUGGCUAAAGGGAGAUGAGCCCGAGGGGAAACCAUCACGGCUUAUGCUACACACUAGGCUCUACUCCAGAUGGAGGUGGAGAAAAAAUGAGGGAGGAGGGUGACAACUUUGAAUUCAUUUUCCCCUUCUCCUCGAUCUGGCUCUUCUCCUUUUCUCUGUUUUGCAAGCACAAACAGUGGAGGUAUUCCCUAAGCAGCGCCUUGGAACAAACAGCGUGAAUGUGUAAGGAGCCAGGAUAAGGUGCUGCCGAACUGAAGGAAGCCGCUAACCAAAUGCAGACAUCCUUCAUCAGUAAAUCAUAGAAAGAGUUCCCUGGGGAAUGGAAUAAGCAAAUAAGGAAGGCUUCCGAGUAGAUUUUUUUUCCUUGCCAAAGGUUUGAAUUGAAAGAAAAUUAAAAAAGCAAUCAUUUAGCUGCUAUUUACAAUCAUUUGGUACACUCCCAUUUGACAAAAUAGGCAAUACAAUACCUGAGAGCAGUAGAUGGAAGACCUCUCACAGUAAGCCAUUGUAUCUUUUCGUAUACUUCUCCACUAGAAUGCUAAAUGGAACUGACUGAAAUAAAUGGUCGUAUUUUUGUUAGCUACUAGAAUGAUGUUGACAUUUUGCCUCUAACGCAUGCUGUGUGGAGCCUGUCUGUGUAUUAAUACAGCGGAAUGCCUGGUAGAAGACUGAGACAUAGCCACACAAUGCCUGUGCCUGAAAAGCUGUAGAAACAUUACCCUGCUGUAACUGCUCAUAGAGGACUGUCAGGAGGAAUAGAUGUGGGCUGCUGGGCUGGAUUUGAGACGAAAAUGCAGACAAAGAGAUGCCUGCUUCUCUCUCUGCAGGUGGAAAUAUGAGAAAGAUGGAGAGAAAAUUGAUUGAAAGAUUCAGUCCUUAGGCAGAGUGGACCAUCUGAUAUGCUGCUUUCAUAUUUCCAUUCCGACAAAAACAUCCUGUCUGUAAGUAGCAGCUACCAAUCCCAAUCCAUUCCUGCACGCCCUCAGACAUGCACACCCACACAUUUACACAUGCUCUUGUGUGUCUUCGUGUACACAGUAAACACUCAGACAUGCCGGCUUUUUUGCAUGUGCUUUUCACUCCUGUCAUCCUCCCCCACACUGCCAUGGAAACAGAAUUCGGCAUUCAAAUAUCUUUAUUGUUUGGGGGUAUGUGCGUGUCAAUCAGUGAUUUGAAGUUGUUUUUUUUUUUCUCUAGCCAUGGCUCCAUAAGCUUUAAUCAGAGCCUCUGCUCACACUACUUUCACUAAUCCCCUUUAUUAGACAGUGACAUGAGGCAGCAUCCCGGUCAGGCGGUUUUGGAAAAUGCUUCUUCUUCUCUGCUAUUGUGUCUAUACCAUGCAAGUAGUCUCAUAGGGGUGAGCAGAUGUUUAAUGGUGCAGUG